AUGCUCGCGAAGACGACGAGGUUGGUGGAUCGGGCCCUUCCGUGGAUGCAGCUGCCGUCGGUGCCGGACAUUUUCAGGCCGUUCGGGGUCCACUUCUUGUACGGGCUCGGAGGGGAGGGCCCACUCGCGGCGAAGUUCGUGAAGGCGCUGUGCGGCCACGCGCACAACUUGGCGAAAGAGCGCGGGUGCGGGGUUGUGGCGACGGAGGUGUCGAGCCGGGAGCCGCUUAGGUUAGGAAUCCCGCACUGGAAGAGUCUGUCGUGCGCCGAGGAUUUGUGGUGCAUCAAGCGGCUAGGGGAAGACUACGGUGACGGCUCUGUCGGUGACUGGACUAAGUCGCCACCCGGCAUGUCUAUUUUUGUCGACCCCAGAGAAAUAUAA
Molecule: messenger RNA, 381 nt
Organism: Malus domestica (apple)
Lineage: Eukaryota; Viridiplantae; Streptophyta; Magnoliopsida; Rosales; Rosaceae
Source: RefSeq, a predicted model, not a curated record